Messenger RNA from Cottoperca gobio, 2108 nucleotides. Its product is annotated as queuine tRNA-ribosyltransferase accessory subunit 2-like. The coding region runs from base 255 to 1496 and encodes 413 amino acids. The transcript is spliced from 8 exons. Lineage: Eukaryota; Metazoa; Chordata; Actinopteri; Perciformes; Bovichtidae. The record is from RefSeq and is a predicted model, not a curated record.
AGCUAAUGAAAAAUUAAACACGUAUACAAUUUCAAACCAGCACGACACCGAAUGUGUAUUACGUGUUAACGUGUUUUAAAGAGCAGUUAAUAUCUUAACUCGGCGAAAGCUUUAGUAAAGUAGCACGCGAGUAGUUUGGCUAGUUAGCCACGUGGCUACUUCACGUGUGUUCGCUAGCUGGGAUCACUGUUGUUAAAACUCCUUGUGGUUUAACGUUGGGUGUUAGUGUAGUUCGGUGAAUCUCUUGAGCAAGGAUGAAGCUGCAGCUGUCCUGUGUGGUCCAGGGGAGGAGUCGGCUGGGUGUCCUGAAGGGGCUCGGCAGGACGGGGCAGCACUCUCUGGAAGUCCCGGGGUGUCUGCUGCACACACAAUUGGGCACAGUGCCCCACCUCACCCAGGACACUCUGCACACCAUGAGCAACCUGCCCUCUGUCUCACAGGUCACCCUGUCUCAUAUAGCAGAGCACCAGGAAGCGUUGGAGGAGUUCAAGGAUGGCUUCAGGAAGUUUGCAGGUCUUCAUGACACCGUGUUGUACUGCUCGCUUCACGACCCUGCGACCCCCUGCCCAACAGGUCACACUACUAGCAAGACGGUGUCUGUGUGGGGCAGCGGCGGGCGCAUCGAGCUGACGGUGGCGAAGUUCAUGGCUCUCCAGAAGACCGUGCAGCCAGACUGGUACCAGAGCAUGGCCGACGGAGAGACGUGGCCGAAAAACACUUCCCGCAAAAGGGUUAGAAAGUCGGUGGAUCGAUCUCUCGCCCACUUGGAUGAGUGUCUGCUUGUUCACCAUAAAUCACAGGAGUUGGAGAGCGUGGAGGUGUUUGGGGUGGUGGAGGGAGGAGACAUCCUGGAAGAGAGGCUGCGCUCAGCCAGGGAGACGGCCAAGAGGCCGGUGGCAGGAUUCUGCCUGGACGGUCUCCAGACGGGCUGCAUGGACCAGGCGCUGAGGACGCAGCUCAUCACGGCCGUGACCACGGAGCUGCCUGAGGACAAACCCAGACUGCUGCAGGGCGUAGGACGACCUGAUGAGGUGCUGGCGUGCGUGGAGGCCGGCGUGGACCUGUUCGAGAGCUUCUUCCCCUUCCAGGUGACGGAGCGAGGCUGCGCUCUGAGCUUCAGCUUCCACAUCUCCCCGGAGCUCGCAGUGCCGGCUCUGGAUGAAGAAAGGGACACCGCUGGGGAGGCGCUGCAGAAUGGAGAUUUGAGUCUUGAUGAUCAAACGCAGAUGACGUCCUUUGAGAUCAAUCUCAAAGACGAGAGGUACCGGGAUGACUUCAGGCCCGUGGUGGAGGGGUGUGGCUGCUACUGCUGUAAGAACCACCAGAGGGCGUACCUGCACCACCUGUUGGUGACCAACGAGAUGCUGGCUGGAGUCCUGCUCAUGAUCCACAACACGACCCACUAUCAUGCCUUCUUCGGCGCUCUGAGAGAAGCUCUGGCCAACGAUGAAAUGGACCUCCUUAAGAGACGGGUUCUUGGGGAGAGAAAGGACUAAGGCCGAUGAAUCAGAAUGAUAGGAGAGGGCUUGAUCCUGCUCUUCCUCUCAAGGAUCUUGUCCAGACGCAAUCAAAGCUCUGUCUCUCUGCUACAUGGACCUUGAGACCCUCCGCAUCUCAUUAAAGUCAUGAAGCACGCUUAACAGAGGAGGACGCGUUGGGUUUGUGUCCUGGUUUAACACCAGAAGCUCCCUUAAGCUUGUGCAUUGAUCUGGGCAGAGAGCCAGGAGAUGAAGUCAGGAGGCUGAAGAUGGAAAGGAGCUGGACGGGAGGUCAAGAGGAAUUUGCAUAAAGAGAGAAAUGCGAGGAUGGAUGGUGGUGUACUAUCGACUGGGACUAAAUCCCCGUGUGCCUCCUGUUGUGGUCUGAUUACAGGUCAGCAGAUCACUAACAUCCUCUGGCAUCAUUGACAGCAGACCAGAGGGAGAGGCAGCCUGUGUGAGCAGUUACUAGUUAUUAAAUGCAUCCCGCUCAGAUAUUAAUAGGUUAUGUGUGUAAUAGGAUUCUGUCGUUCAUGUGCUUCAUGGAUACUUUGACUGUUUCAGUUGUGAUGAGCUUCUAACACUCGUGGAUUGACUUCAUGUCGUUGCCAAUAAAAGGACUAACCAGGA